Molecule: messenger RNA, 756 nt
Organism: Salvia miltiorrhiza (redroot sage)
Lineage: Eukaryota; Viridiplantae; Streptophyta; Magnoliopsida; Lamiales; Lamiaceae
Product: photosystem II 10 kDa polypeptide, chloroplastic-like
Exons: 3
Coding region: 180-596 (138 amino acids)
Biological process (GO): photosynthesis
Cellular component (GO): photosystem II; photosystem II oxygen evolving complex; thylakoid membrane
Source: RefSeq, a predicted model, not a curated record
AUCUCCAUGUGUCAGAAACUAUGAUAUGGCAAUGGCAAUUGGGAUGAUGUUUGAACAUCUUAUCCAAAGCGAACCAUACAGGGAGCGCCACGUGUCCGCAGAAUGAUGAUUUGGAGCGCAAUAAUUAUUAAGCCAAGCAGAGUGCAGUGUAUCGAGCAAGUUCAAGAGAGAUACAACCAAUGGCAAGCCCCGUGAUGAGUUCCGUCGCUCUGAAGCCGGCCCCCUUCCGCGCCGACAACUCGGCGGCGCGAGGUCUGCCGUCGUUGGCCCGAACCACCCCUUUGAGGGUGCAAGCCGGCGGCGGCAAGAAGAUCAAAACCGAUUCACCUUAUGGACCUGGCGGCGGCAUGGACUUGAGAGACGGCGUCGACGCCUCCGGCAGGAGGGCUAAGGGAAAGGGCGUGUACCAGUUCGUGGACAAAUACGGUGCUAAUGUUGACGGAUACAGUCCCAUCUACGACGAGAGAGAUUGGUCUCCCUCCGGCGAUGUCUACGUCGGAGGCAGCACUGGCUUGGCCAUUUGGGCGGUCACCCUCCUCGGCAUCCUUGCUGGUGGCGCUCUUCUUGUCUACAACACCAGUGCUUUGGCGCAGUAACCCUCUUUUCUCUACAAUUAUGUAAUCUAUCCACGUGUAAUAUAUCCAUAGUUUUGUGUAAUAUGUAUGUAAUGUAUCUAUCGUUUCAUGUAACAUGUAUGUAAUCUAUACAUCGUUCCGUGUAACAAUGUAUGUCGUGAUAUGUACAUAUAAUUGUUUA